AUGGUUUGCUCUCAGACCAAAAAAGAGCUGAUUCUUUAUCACGCUGCGUUUGGACUAGUAGUCUUGGCUGCGUUUUCCCUCGUGAUCGUCUUCUGCCCGGAUGUGCUGAAAACCAUAUCUCCAGUUCGGCUGCUAGCGAUGCCAUCAUCACAAGAAACCAUCUCGUCGUAUUAUAGUAAACCUCCAACGGCACCAAUUCAAGCAGCACCUCAGCACCCAGCCGCACUUGCAGGACGUCCGGUAUCCUAUUUCGAUGUUUGCUGGACGGACUCAUGCAAAAGAAAUGGCGCAUAUAUAAACGCCCUAGUUUCCCGUGAGUUGGAUCCUUGUGACGACUUCUUCAAGUUUGUAUGCAGUCGCUGGAGGAGUCAUUACGACAACAUGACAUCAAGUUUUGACGACGACAUCGUGUAUCGCUUCGAGCGAGAUGUCCUCCGGCUUUUGGAGUCGCCAUUGCCUCCUAGUGUUCGCGACACGGAUGUGCUAUUGCCUCUGAAGCAUGUCGUAAGCACCUGCGUGAGCUCCGUCAAUAAUUCCGAUGUCUAUGCUGUCCUGGACCUUCUCUCAGAAGUGGAUCUUGAAGGGUUUCCAUUCACGCCUCCCGUCCGCAGCAGCAUUUCGGCCUGGAAGACAGCGGCAAGGGUGUUCAGCUACACUGGAGCAUCUGCCUUGUUUAGUCUUGGUGUUGCCGUCCACCCGUUCAAAUCGAACAGGGACGUUACCACCGUAGAUAUUCCACAGCCUUUGCUAAUCAACAAGGAGAAAACGACAGCCGCUUACACCCGCCUUGUGAAAGCGUCCAUGAAAGUACUCGGAAAACGCUUUGUUCCUUCUGCGUACACUGCAGAGGUUGUUGCGUUUGCUGAGCAACUCGACAAGGCAGCUGAAUCCGGGGAGUUUUUGCACUCGGAUGAGCGUCUCCACCGCGUAUCCAAGCUGCAAGACCUGCCUGAGGUUAGAACUUAUUUGCUAGAGAUAGGCGAGGAGAAGCUUUCUGCCGAUGAGAAUGACGUGCUUUUAUUGACACCCAACUUUCUUGAGAGCUUGGUGAAUCUGGUUCGCAAGUCGGAUAUACACGUUGUUUUGAAUUUUCUCUGUGUCCACGUUUUUGUUCGAACGUCGGUCUUUUCGUCGCUUAAUAACCAGGAACUCGCCUGGGUGGCGACGUCGCAACUUUUCGGCCAUUCUGUCCACCAGGUGCCCCGAUGGCGCCUUUGUGUUCGGGCCGCUGCCCAGUCCCUACCUAGCCUGUUCCUUCGCGCCAGCAGCCUGACAGUGAGAACCAUGGAUGACGUUGUUGACUCUGUUUUGAGAAGCGUUCUGAACCAAAUGAAGCUGCAGAUCCACACAAUCUCAUUUUUCGAUGACAAAACCUGCGCGCUCGCUAAACGAAUUCUGGCUGGCACUCAUUUCGCCACAGCGGGGCCACGCUGGCUGAGUCAGGAGGACAGGCUCUCAUCUUAUCUCGCUCAGCUACCCAAACACAAUCCGAAAGACGCGUUUCUAAAAUGGCACUCGCAUACCCUAAAGGCUGUGCAGAAAGCAGCAUUGCGACGGAGAUCUCUCGAUGUGUGGUCUGGGUCGCCAUUUGCAACUGACUGCUGGUACGAUCUUCAGCUCAAGACAGUCUACAUCCCGACACUCUUGUCUAGCUACGCCAUGCCACGCGUAGACGAUUAUGGCACCGUCCAGCUAUCACUCAUGGGCCAUCGCGUGACCCGCUGCCUCUUGCGGAUGCUCAUCGAAGGUGUCUCGUCCUCCUUCAACCGCGAGAUUCUGACCAGGAGUUUCUGGUCUUCUUACGCUAAAACAUCUCUCCACCAAGCGCAGGUGUGCCUCCAAGAGCAACUGGAUGUUCCAGCGUCUAUGUCGCUUUCCUUAUUAGAAGAUCACACUGCUCUCAAGAUAGUCGAGGGCCUCUACGAGAGCAUCAGAGUGAGACGAGCUGCAGCUCGGGACAUUCGGUUGCCAGGUGCCGAAGACUUCUCAGCCGUGCACCUUUUCUUUGUUUACUACGGGCUCGGCUUCUGCGUCAAAAACUUGCAGGAGGACGAGGCGGAGAUGCAGGCGCGACGCGUCAAUGUUCCGUUGCGAGGGUCAUCGGCCUUCCAGAGGCUCUUCAACUGCAGGCCCACGUCACCGAUGGGUCCGCUAAGAAAGUGCGCGGAUUGGAUGAGUCCGUCGAAGCAGGAGACUCCCUCGCGUUCGCAAAGGAAGCCAGAUCCUGAGGAACCAAGUAAUACUAUAGAGCAAUAA
Molecule: messenger RNA, 2256 nt
Organism: Ixodes scapularis (black-legged tick)
Lineage: Eukaryota; Metazoa; Arthropoda; Arachnida; Ixodida; Ixodidae
Product: endothelin-converting enzyme 2-like
Exons: 1
Coding region: 1-2256 (751 amino acids)
Biological process (GO): protein processing
Cellular component (GO): plasma membrane
Molecular function (GO): metalloendopeptidase activity
Source: RefSeq, a predicted model, not a curated record